AUCGUUGACACAUGUCGCCGCUCGCGUCAUGUCGGCAUCCAACAGGAGGAGAUUAGGUUAGCACGGUUCGUAGUAUUGAUGAUUUCAAAGUUUCUGAAAUCGAACGAAGUAUCGAAAGAACGGGGAAUACAAGUAAGAAGAGAACCUCGCCGUGUUCUAAAGAGAACGGCUAGAAGAAGGAGAAUAAAUCGAGAAUGGGAUUUCUCGUUGUUCUUAGACGCGAGGCCACGCCAUCUGAAUAACAAUUGAUCUAAUUUACGUCGAGAUAAGCCUUCCUCGCGAACAACCCGAAUCACGUUCUGCUCUUCCGUCGCUCUUCAACUUCGCCUCCUAGCACCGGUGAUGUAAUUCUGCAGGGUGAGACGAAACACGCAAACUCCCUGGACAUGUUCGCACUCACAACGUGAACGAGGAUGCAAACGAUGCUGCAGGCUCGUCGGGAACGCUCUCAGAAACGCAAGAAACUCCUGGCCCAAACGUUGGGAGUUUCAAGCGUAGACGAACUGCGGCAGAUUCUGGGAACAGAUGUUGAGGACACGCAGAAGAAGAGAGGCAAGCUCUCCAAUGACAAGCCCGACAGCACGGUAAAAGAUUUGAAAGAUGAUGUUCCAACUGAUGAGAUUGUAUAUAAGGAUUCCUCAACGUUCUUGAAGGGAACGCAGUCAUCGAAUCCACACAAUGACUACUGUCAGCAUUUUAUUGACACCGGCCAACGGCCGCAGAAUUUUAUCAGAGACGUGGGUCUGGCAGACAGAUUCGAAGAGUAUCCGAAACUGCGUGAACUGAUCAAAUUGAAGGAUGACCUAAUUGCAGAGACUGCGACUCCACCAAUGUAUCUAAAAACAGACCUGCUGUCCUAUAACCUGAAAGAGCUCAAUUGUAAAUUUGAUGUCAUUCUUAUAGAACCACCUCUGGAAGAGUAUCAGAGAACAUGCGGCGCGACGAAUGUACAACUUUGGAACUGGGAUCAAAUAAUGGAAUUAGAUAUCGGUGAGGUGGCCGCCAAUCGGAGCUUCGUGUUUUUAUGGUGUGGUAGCAGCGAUGGAUUAGACAUGGGACGAUUUUGUCUACGUAAGUGGGGUUUCCGUCGUUGCGAGGAUAUCUGUUGGAUCCGCACGAAUAUCAACAAUCCAGGUCACAGCAAAAAUCUGGAUAGUAAAGCUGUACUUCAAAGAACAAAGGAGCACUGUUUGAUGGGUAUCAAGGGAACGGUGCGACGCUCUACAGACGGAGACUUUAUCCAUGCCAACGUCGAUAUUGACCUCAUCAUAUCCGAGGAACCUGAUUAUGGAUCCAUCGAGAAACCUGUAGAGAUUUUUCACAUCAUUGAGCAUUUCUGCCUCGGCCGAAGAAGGUUACAUCUAUUUGGUCGUGAUAGCACCAUUAGACCUGGCUGGCUUACUGUCGGUCCGGAACUAACAAACACUAAUUUCAAUGCGGACCUCUAUCAGAGUUACUUCACCAAUGGUCAAAUCACUACUGGUUGCACCGAAAGGAUAGAAGCACUCAGACCGAAGUCACCGCCGCCAAAGGGGAAAGUAUCCGGCCGAGGAAGAGGAGGCUUCAAUCGUGGCAGAGGCAGAGGGAGAUAAAUAAGUCAGGAUCUUAUAUUGUACGUCUUUCGAACAUUAUUAUAGAUGUAAAAAUAUAGCUGUAAAAAAAAACCUGAAAAUAUAAAUACAUAAAUAAUUAUGAAGA
Molecule: messenger RNA, 1698 nt
Organism: Mycetomoellerius zeteki
Lineage: Eukaryota; Metazoa; Arthropoda; Insecta; Hymenoptera; Formicidae
Gene: Mettl14
Product: methyltransferase like 14
Exons: 5
Coding region: 414-1592 (392 amino acids)
Biological process (GO): mRNA modification
Cellular component (GO): nucleus; RNA N6-methyladenosine methyltransferase complex
Molecular function (GO): mRNA binding
Source: RefSeq, a predicted model, not a curated record